Ilex paraguariensis (yerba mate) is the source of this 1761-nucleotide messenger RNA. The record is from the annotation of a GenBank genome assembly. NCBI's taxonomy places the organism in Eukaryota, Viridiplantae, Streptophyta, Magnoliopsida, Aquifoliales, Aquifoliaceae.
AUGACAGCUCGUGGGUACAACAUGAAUCGAAUUCCUACUUAUGAAAUCACCUUCUUGAAUCCACUGCCCCCUGAGCUUACUUGCAAAGAUGGAACAUUAGCCAUUGAAGUUGCAUAUGCUUUCCAUAGGUUGGAACCCACAACCAUGACCACUGGGCCACUCCUUCACCUCAUAUAUACCAGAGGUACCCCACUAGGUUUCAAUUUGCCUGAAUUUAAAUCCAUGGCCCCUCUUCAAAGAAAGCUAGCUCAAAUCAAAUCAAAUGGACAGGCGCCUCUCUGUUCAAUUCAGGCGCUUCACCUUUACUCUCUUCCAUUCAUGGAGAACGGAAAUUACAAUCUCACCACCCUCAGCUCCCACCCCAACGACCGAAUCAAGCUCAACGUCGGUGGCAAACUCUUCGAGACCACCGUCUCAACCCUCCGGUCCAGCGCCCCCGACUCACUCCUUUCUGCUCUCUCCAACCGGCCGGUCCACGACUCGACCAACCCGGUCUUCAUCGACCGCGACCCCGAUAUCUUCUCCGUUCUACUCUCUCUCCUCCGCUCGAACCGCCUUCCCUCCACUUCUCAAAGGUUCACCAAACAAGAACUCGUUGACGAAGCCAUCUACUACGGCAUCGAGUCACAACUCAAAUCGGCUCUAUCACCGUGUCAACUCAAUGGAAUAGACUCUUCACUUUUCACCACAAUCACACCGACAUCCGACGGCGUCGUUUCGGACUUCAACGCUAUUGACUCCGACGGGUCGGCUUGGAUCGCUCAUGGAGGCCAAAUCUCCAUCUACGAUUGGAAUCUGAGUCACGCCGGAACUGUACGGACGCAUUGGGAUUAUAUCAGCUCUGUUCGAAGGAUCCGUCCCCAGAUUGCGGUAAUCGGAUCUGAAUUCGAAUCCGGACUCCACUUUUAUAACCUUUCAAAUGGCCGUCGAGUCGGCUCAGCCGAGUGGACUGACUCGUCCGAUCCGCGAAUUUACCAAUCAAGAGUCGUUGCUAUCGCCGACUCGGUUGAUUCCGUCUUCGCUUCCUUCAGUUGUCACCACAGAGAGAAUUGUGUUCUCAUUGUCGACAAAUCAACUACGAAAAUCGUAUCGGAAAUCGGAAGACAAUCCGGCAAUUCGGCAAAGAAUAUAGUCGCCGGGAAGCUGACGUAUUUACCUGAGAUUAAUGUGCUUGUCGGAACCGCGGUGACGUCAGGUGCCUUCGGUUACGCCGGUUACAUACGGUUGUGGGACCCGAGGUCCGGGGAGGUGGUUUGGGAAACAAACGAGCCAGGUUCGGGCCGAAGCAGUAGGUUCGGGGACCCUUUUGCUGACGUGGACGUCGACAAGCAGGAGCUGACUCUGUUCAAGGUGUGUUCGAAAUCGGGGGAUUUGGCAGUGGCAGACCUUCGUAAAUUGAACGACGAUCCUUGGGUAUACUUGAGAGACAAAAACCCCAGUAUGAGAAAUAUAGGUGGUGGCUGCAAUGCUGUAAUUCAUUGUUAUAGGAAGCAAGUGUUUGUGGGCAGAGAGGGUGAAUUGGAAGUCUGGUCUAGAGUGGAGGAGAGAGAAAAUUGCAGUCAAAGAGAGAAAAAUGAAUUGUUUGAAGAGUUGUAUAGGAGGAAUUAUAUGGAUAAAGAGGGGGAUUCGGAGAGAGGGAUUAUAAAGAAAAUUGAAGGUGGUGGGGAUAGAUUGUUUGUAAGUAGAGAAGAGGUUGAGGGAAUUGAGGUUUGGCAAAGUUCCAAUAUUUCUGGCGUGGUUUCAGCUAAGGACGAGUUUUGA